This is a messenger RNA of Hemicordylus capensis (graceful crag lizard), 1469 nucleotides long. It is a transcript of the gene PSTK, whose product is annotated as phosphoseryl-tRNA kinase. Gene Ontology annotation, molecular function: tRNA binding; kinase activity. Lineage: Eukaryota; Metazoa; Chordata; Lepidosauria; Squamata; Cordylidae. The record is from RefSeq and is a predicted model, not a curated record. The coding region runs from base 93 to 1469 and encodes 458 amino acids. The transcript is spliced from 8 exons.
GCAAUGCUGGUGCGUAAUAUACGCGGAGCGGGUGCAGAAGUCUCGACGAUCAGUUCCUUCCCUACAAGAGCACUGGCCAGUCUGCAAUCGCCAUGGCACAGCAAAUGGAGACUACGAAAAGCUGCCAGCUAGGUCUGUGUGUGCUUUGCGGUCUCCCAGCAGCAGGCAAGACGACGACAGCGCGGGCGCUGAGCCAGUCCCUGAGGAAGCGCCACGGAUGGCGGUGUGUCCUCCUCUCUUAUGACGAUCUCAUUCCUCUAGAGGCGUUCAGCCAACCAGAGUCAAGUUCAGGACAGCAGUCAUUGAUGUUCCCUUGGAGAUUGUACCGGCAUGAAUUAUUGUUCUACCUUGAACACUUCCUGCAGGCUUUUAUUAAAGGCUGCCAUUAUUCUCCUCCUCCAAACAGAAUUGAAACAACAUGGAAAGCCUUUGUGUGCUGUUUGAAAGAGCAAGGAUUGAUAUCUCCAGGAACAGAAGACUCUGCAGCUUGUCAAUAUUUAAUAGAUUUCACCCCUCUCAGACCCAUAUAUUUUAUCUUAGAUGACAACUUUUAUUAUCGGAGCAUGAGAUAUGAAGUGUACCAGUUAGCUCGCCAGUAUACACUGGGCUUCUGUCAGUUAUUUCUGGACUGUCAAGUUGAGACCUGCUUAGAAAGAAAUUGCCAGAGAACACAGCCGUUACCUGAAGAAACCAUACGUGCAAUGGUGCAGAAAAUAGAAGUUCCAGAUCCAGGGAAAUACUCAUGGGAGCAGAAUAGCCUCAUUCUCAAGAGUACGGAAUAUGCUUUAAAAGAUAGUGUUCAGGUGCUCCAUUUGUUAUCUACUGCUUUGGAAAAUCCGGCGAGACCGCUGGAAGAGAACACAGAACUAAAGGAAAUGGAUCGGGCUAUCUGUGCUGCUAAUUUUCUUCAUCAAGCCGACCAGGCUGUCAGAAGAAUUGUUUCUCAAACGAUGAAGAGUGCUAAAGACCAUAAUCUUUCCACCAGGGAGAUGAAGAGAUUGGCCAAGGAACUAAAUAAACUGAAGGUGGAAUUCUUGGAAGAAUUAAGGCGCAAGUCUGAUGAAAAACAUCCGUGUCCACAAAAUAACACAUUUGACAUAAGCAUAUCUUUAUUCAGCCAACUGGUAGAAGGUGUUGUUAAGAAAUAUCUAAUCCUGUCUUUAGCAGCAGCCAGGAUUUGGCAAGAAGUCAGAGAAGGUGGGGACAGUGCCCCCACACAUCAACAUAGUCAUAUGACAACUGCCAUCAAGGUGAUGCAGCUACAACAUAGGAAGCUGUACAAAAGCAAGUUUUAUUUAACUGUUAGUCAAUUCAGCAUCUCCUGCACUAUAGUGAUACACAUAGCUGCUGCACUGAGGAAAGUUAUUCAAAGUAGUCCCAUUGAAAUUAGCCUAAUGAACCUACUGUUUUUUUUCAAAGGGACCACUUUGAGUAAUUUUUCCUCAGUAUGUCAGCCACUAUCUCACUAG